Molecule: messenger RNA, 228 nt
Organism: Lymnaea stagnalis (great pond snail)
Lineage: Eukaryota; Metazoa; Mollusca; Gastropoda; Lymnaeidae
Source: the annotation of a GenBank genome assembly
GGUCGCAAUUUCGCCUUGAAACAGAGUGCGUCUCAAACCUCUACCUUAGCGAUGGACGAAACGUUAAACACCAAGGCAUCAAACGCCAUAGAUGGCAAUACAGAUGGGAAUGUACGUAACAACACCUGCACACACACGGCCCACCAAGAUCCGUCACCUAGUUGGAAUUUGAAGUUUGACCGUCCUCAAGCUGUCUACAGAUUUGUUUUGUAUAACAGAUAUUUUAAU